UGUGCUGCUGGCAGAAUACUCGUGGGUACUAGUGACUGUUGAAGCCCUGUUCGGGAACUGAUGCUUACAGCCGCGCGAUCGAUGCAAAGGUUACAUUUUAUCCUAGCAUGUUACUACCCUGCUGAAAAAUAUGUUUACAAAAUGUGCAAAAUUAGAUUGACUGCUGUGGCUAUGUAGCAGGUGGCUGCUGGUGUAUGCAAGUUUGGGUUUUCGGAUUUACACGGACGCCCGUGUGUCUGCUUGAUCUCUAGCUUGUAAAGUGGCUUAAUGAGUGUCCAAAGUAACAGUGGAAGUGGUGGUGGAAGUUUGGAGGCGACGCCAUCUUGGUCGCAGCAGCUAUCCUCGUCCCCAACGAUUUCUCAACAACACAUAACGGCGACCGCCAAGAAGGAAGGCCCCAUGGAGGAGCUGCACAGCCUGGACCCUCGCAGGCAGGAGCUUCUGGAGGCCAGGUUCAUGGGCGGGGUCAGCGGUAACACAGUAGGGAGCACAGGCAGCACCAGCGGGGGGGCCAAGGGUCUGGCCAACGAGUGCUCCAACAACAGCUAUGGCAGUUUGGGCUCCUCCAGUGACAAGGAGUCAGAGAACUCUGAUAUGAAGAGAGGGAGUUCUCCUGCAUACUCUACCCCUGAGAAGAAGCCCUCUGAGUCGUCCAGAGGAAGGAAAAGGAAAGCUGACACCCAUUCUGAGAGCAGCCAAGGGAAGACUUCCACACGGGGGCCCAAGAUCAGUGACUACUUUGAUUUCCAUGGGGGGAAUGGCUCCAGUCCAGUGAGGGCUCUACCACAGGUCCUCCGCUCACCGCAGAACUCACACCACGGAGCUCACUCUGCACCAGGUUCUAUCAUCCGACAGAACAGUUCCUCUCCCACCGGUCUGUGUUUUGGCGAUCCCCUGAUGAACUACAAAGCUUGCGCCAGCAAGUGUGUGCAGACGGAGUUGACAGGUCUGAAGCUUGCUGCUCUGGAGAGCAACAAGAGUCUGGACCUGGAGAAGAAAGAGGGACGCAUCGAUGACCUACUCAGGGCUAACUGUGACCUGAGGCGACAGAUUGAUGAACAGCAGAAACUACUGGAGAAAUACAAGGAGAGACUGAACAAAUGCAUCACCAUGAGCAAGAAGCUGCUCAUCGAGAAGAGCACCCAGGAGAAACAGUCGUGCAGAGAGAAGAGCAUGCAGGACCGUCUGAGACUGGGUCACUUCACCACCGUACGACAUGGAGCUUCCUACACUGAACAGUGGACCGACGGAUACGCAUUCCAGAACCUUGUCAAGCAGCAGGAGGGUAUCAACCAGCAGAGAGAGGAGAUAGAGCGUCAGAGGAAGCUGCUGGCCAAGAGGAAGCCCCCCAAUCCCUCCUCCCCCUCCCUCUCCCUAGCAACCACCUCUGAACCCAAACAACGCAAGACCAAGGUCGUCAACGGCAAUGACCCCGACCCCUUCCUCAAACCCUCCCUGCCCCAGAUGUUGACUCUGGCUGAGUAUCACGAGCAGGAGGAGAUCUUCAAGCUUCGCCUGGGACACCUGAAGAAGGAGGAGGCUGAGAUCCAGGCAGAGCUGGAACGGUUAGAGCGGGUGAGGAACCUCCACAUCAGAGAGCUGAAGAGGAUCAACAACGAGGACAGCUCAUCGUUUAAAGACCACCCCACUCUGAACGAGAGGUACCUGCUGCUGUAUCUGCUGGGCAGAGGAGGCUUCAGUGAGGUCUAUAAGGCCUUUGACCUGUUUGAGCAGCGCUACGCAGCUGUUAAAAUCCACCAGCUCAACAAGAACUGGAGAGAGGAGAAGAAGGAGAACUACCACAAACAUGCCUGUAGAGAGUAUCGGAUACACAAACAGCUGGACCAUCCCAGAAUAGUCAAACUCUACGACUACUUCUCCCUGGAUACAGACACGUUCUGUACGGUUUUAGAGUUCUGUGAGGGGAACGACCUGGACUUCUAUCUGAAACAGAACAAGCUGAUGUCCGAGAAGGAGGCGCGGUCAAUCGUCAUGCAGAUAGUCAACGCCCUGCGGUAUCUCAACGAGAUCAAACCCCCCAUCAUACACUAUGACCUCAAACCAGGUAACAUCUUGCUGGUGGAUGGGACCGCGUGUGGCGAGAUAAAGAUCACAGACUUUGGGCUGUCUAAGAUCAUGGAUGAUGACAACUAUGGAGUGGACGGCAUGGACCUCACCUCACAGGGAGCUGGCACAUACUGGUACCUUCCCCCAGAGUGUUUUGUGGUGGGCAAGGAGCCUCCUAAGAUCUCUAACAAGGUGGACGUCUGGUCGGUCGGGGUCAUCUUCUUCCAGUGCCUCUAUGGACGGAAGCCGUUUGGCCACAACCAGUCUCAGCAGGAUAUUCUUCAGGAGAACACCAUCCUCAAAGCCACUGAGGUUCAGUUCCCUGCCAAGCCCCAGGCCAGCACAGAGGCCAAGGCGUUUAUCCGACGCUGUCUGGCCUACCGUAAGGAGGAUCGAUUUGACGUUCACCAGCUGGGCACUGACACAUACCUUCUCCCUCACAUGAGACGCUCCAACUCCUCUGGCUCUCUUCAGCCCGCCUCCUCAAUCUCCUCCUACUGACGGGCUGAUGAACAUGACUGACAGGCCCGCUGGCCAAUCCUGGAGCAGAAUUGAUCCGAAUAUGGGAAAUGGAGUGGCGUUGGGUAUUCUAAAUCGCCCGGCCACUGUGAAAGGAUCAGGAACGUGAAUUUGUUUGGCUGAAUAGAAUGGAAUGGAUUGCACGUUGUGAGACAUGGAAAGAGAUAGGGAGGGGAGGGGGGUGGAAGUGGAUACACUUUCCACGUUGCCAAGUAGCUUUGCAGAAACGUUACUGUGUUGUGAACCUAGUUUUGAGUGAGAGAUGGGGAGAGAGGUGAGAAAGUUCUACCCAUUGUGCAUGCCAUUGGACAGGCUGUGCCUGUUGCCGUGAGGACUUAAUAGAUUGGGGCUAGGCCACAUCCCUUGCUUGUGCUGGACUGGGCUUUUAUUGGUAGAGCUGUUGUUAAUUGGAAUCCCCUCCAGCAACAUUUUAAACAGCCUCGCUGCAAGGGACAGAAUCCCAUUCCCAAAUAGACCCCUAUUCUCUUCUAUAGAAGGUAGAGGUACAUUUGGGAUGUGGCUUAAGUCGCCAAAGCAGAUCAGUUGGUUUCACUGACCCACGUUAAACCCUACCAUUGGACUAAAUUGCACUUGGGAUGAUUUGGUUUCAUGGCCAUAGCUUCUUGAAAUUGUCCUGGACUUAACUCAGCUUCAGUUUCAGACUGUUGGCCAGAAGUAUGCCAUCUAUGUUCAUGAAGUCACAUUUUUAGAUCUUGAAUCAAUAAUUAAACCUACUCCUGGAUGAAUAUAAUCUGGCCGUGUGAAAGAGGUUGGUUUUGGCGUGUUCCGAUCCUCCAUGGAUCCAUCCCUCAAGGCGCUGAGUGUUAGGCUUGUUCAGGCAUGGAAGUCUGUUUUUGUCAGAACAAAAUGUAACCAUAUGAGGAUCAACUGUAUCGUAAAGAUUGAUGUUUCCAUACAGGAAUCAUCUGGGGAAACUCAAUGUACAUUUCAUGUGUAGGAGUGACAUAUCUGCAGUCUGUCUGUACAGAGGGUCAACACACAGGAUUUACUGAACUCUCACCAGUGCCCGUUUGCACCUGUUGUUUUCACAAAGAAAUAAAAGACAAAUGCCUAGAAACAUGAAAUUAUUGAACCUCAUUUUUUUUGUAAUAUUAUCGUUCUCGUAUUCUUUGUUUUACCUUCUGUUCACCCUUGUUUUAUAUUAUCUGUGGGAAAUAACAGGUGCAAACUUUGAGCACAUGCAAUGGUCUAGUACGUCCGACCGUUGGUUUCCUCACGUCUCCUUGUUUGCUCCGAAAAGGCAUUUUUUUUUUUGCUGCUAUGUAGAUGUAGCUUGUAGUUAGUUAAAAUCUGUAUGAUCUGCCUCAGGUACAGAUAGUGCAGACCUGUGUGAAGAGGAACACUCUAGGGCCCCUGAAGUGGAUAGCCUACUCUUCAGGGGCCCUACGAAGUGCUUCUGUAUGCCAGGUGAACCAAUAACUUUGAACUGUUUUACGACCGCAAUGUUUAGUCUGGAAACCAUGUGUCAUAUAUAUAUAUAUAAAGUUGUAUGAAACUGUUCAUUUGUGAAGGAAAAGCCCAGGUUGAUCAGGCUCUGUUCUGUUCAGUAACACUUUGCUUGAACCUCAGUCAUAAGGCCUGUGUAACACUGUCAUAACACUGACAUAUGAGGUGUCAUGAGUUAUUGCAGCUGGUUUUAGUCUAUGGUAUGGCACAGUCAUAUUGGUCAUCUACCGAAUGUAAAGUGCUUUAAGUAGAGUGUUACCUAGUAUUCUUUAUAUUGGAAGACUGUGAGGAGCUUUCAACAGAAAAGGGGUUUAUAUUGAACAUCAUGGCAGACUAACAGAGGAGCCCCGCAGAUCAACGCCAUGUACUGUAAACUGGUUUUAUCACUGUCUUAUACACCGCACAGAUACAUGUCAAAAUUGAAGGGAGGCAAUGUCAGGUCCUGUCAUUCAUAUGCAAUAAAGAUUGCCUUACAAGUCCAA
Messenger RNA from Oncorhynchus tshawytscha (Chinook salmon), 4535 nucleotides. RefSeq names its product serine/threonine-protein kinase tousled-like 1-B. Gene Ontology annotation, molecular function: ATP binding; protein serine/threonine kinase activity. Gene Ontology annotation, biological process: intracellular signal transduction; peptidyl-serine phosphorylation; chromosome segregation. The transcript is spliced from 22 exons. Bases 268 to 2568 code for a protein of 766 amino acids. NCBI's taxonomy places the organism in Eukaryota, Metazoa, Chordata, Actinopteri, Salmoniformes, Salmonidae. Gene Ontology annotation, cellular component: nucleus. The record is from RefSeq and is a predicted model, not a curated record.